AUGGCCACGCAGGCGGGCUAUUCAGCAGUUAUUCCACCUGCGUCCAGAGUCCCGCUGGACAUAUGGCUUCAGAUUGCCGAGUACCUAGUUAUGGAAGAUGAUAAAGCGGUUGUUCGCGCUUGGCUGAAUGUCCGCCAUGCGAGUAGAAUGCUUCAAACUGCCAUCGAGAUGGUAUUUGCGAGCCAGCUGCUUCCUGCAACCGAGAUCGAGUUCAAAGUCGAUAGCAGAGGUGACUACUUGGAUGGCAUGAGCGAGGGGCGUUUCUUCACCGACGAUAGUCGAGUAAAAGAAAACAAAUGCCUCAUUAAAGGAUUUGUUGUACGCCUUGAUCGCUUCUCCCCGGAAUCUGCCCAGCAUGGUGAUGUGGGGCAGAAUGGGAGGCUCGCCGUCUUCAAGGCUAACGACUUCCGUAUUGAGGUGCCAUGCAUAGGCCGACUGGAAGGGCAGACAAGCACGGAAGAUCUUGAGAGGGCUUGGAGAAUCGAUAUACAGCAUUAUACUGGCAGUACCCAUGCGCGUAUCGAGAUAACGCCCCACAUCAUCAAGCUGCGAGGCAUUGUAAACGACACAGAGCUGCCGGAUCUCGAGGUCGAUUACGAGGCUCAUGAGGUAUCAUUCGAUUGGAAGCAUAUGUUUACCAAACUUCUCAGCGAGGAGAGCUUGGUUAAUCAAAUGCAGGAGGGCUUAUCUGCGUCGGAGCAAGUGUUGAUAAAAAUGCGCGGGACCGAGCAGCUCAACUUCCUCGAUCUUCUCGAGUAUCAGCGUAUGGCAUGGGCAGCAGAAAACUGUUAUUCUGGCACUUUAAAUCUUCCCUGCCAACUGUGUGCAGCUCAAGGAGACAUUGAGGCCUUCGGAGCUUUUGUCCGAAUCAAGGGACAAGAGCAUGCUGCUUCACCCAAACCAAGCUUGCCACCUAGCGAAGAUCCAAACCUGCCGCCUCACAGCGAUGGACAACUGCUACGAUGUCCGACAAUAUGGCGCUUCUUCCGAGAUGUGUAUAGCAAGCUUAGUCUUGUACGACGUGAUUUUCCUUUGAGUGUUGCGCGUGAGCGCUCUGCGCGGCGCAGGGCCCGUGAGUCUAGGCUGAGGCGGUGGUACCACGAACACAACCGACAUUGGGCUGUCUAUGAGCACGACUGGGUAUCCCAUGCCCGAAUACUGCAUAGGCUUCAUCUCGUUCGGUUAAUUCGCCGUGAAGAGAAAAGGGAUGCGGAUCACGAUUGGGAAGAGAAUGAAGAGCGUUUGGAGUGGUACUCUCAAUCGCACACCUUACCGGUUUACGUGGAUGAACACGCAGAAGCCGAAGCAGACGAGAUAACCAAGGGAUUUCUAAAACCAGAAACAGAGGAGAACUAUUGGUACAUGUAUGGCAUGGCUUUUGAUUAUGGCGAAGAUGAUGACGAAUGUCUUGUCAUGUAA
This is a messenger RNA of Clonostachys byssicola, 1419 nucleotides long. The record is from the annotation of a GenBank genome assembly. NCBI's taxonomy places the organism in Eukaryota, Fungi, Ascomycota, Sordariomycetes, Hypocreales, Bionectriaceae.